Xenia sp. Carnegie-2017 is the source of this 2765-nucleotide messenger RNA. Its product is annotated as scoloptoxin SSD14-like. Gene Ontology annotation, biological process: glutathione catabolic process. NCBI's taxonomy places the organism in Eukaryota, Metazoa, Cnidaria, Anthozoa, Malacalcyonacea, Xeniidae. The transcript is spliced from 10 exons. Gene Ontology annotation, cellular component: plasma membrane. Bases 106 to 1992 code for a protein of 628 amino acids. The record is from RefSeq and is a predicted model, not a curated record. Gene Ontology annotation, molecular function: glutathione gamma-glutamate hydrolase.
UUUAAAUGACUCUUCAUUUCCUUUUUGCUAAAGCUGCUCUGUUUUCAAGUACAGCUUGCUGUCAACUAAGCAAAGUUAGAAUAAAAUUGGUUACACACUGACAACAUGGUUGACCAAAAGCCUUUAGAGGAACAUGUCGAUUUUAUCGAACCAAAUUCUAUCAAAGAUAAAUCAAAAAGAAAAUCUACCACGAAAGUUUACCUUGUGUACAUUUUAGCUGGAGGACUGCUACUACUCAUUCUUGGUGUUGUUGUUGGUCUGUUCUUUGGGCUACAAGAUAAUGAAGACACAAAUGUUACAGGUCUACAAGCCAGUGAAGAUACGGCCCCAAAGUAUCUGACCCCAUGUUUAUCUGGAAAUAGUUUCACGAAUUUCUCUGUUUCCUCGGAUACGUCUGAAUGCUCAAGGAUUGGCUGUGAAAUUUUGGUGAAAAAAGGUUCAGCUGUUGAUGCUGCUAUUGCUACGAUGUUGUGUAUAUCUGUUGUAACAAUGCAGUCAAGUGGUUUAGGUGGAGGUCAUUUUAUGUUGGUGUACAGCAAAAAGAAUAAAAAUGCUACCUUUAUAAACGCUCGAGAGAAGGCUCCAGGCGCAGCAACCAAGACAAUGUAUGUAGAAAAUCCACAACUGUCUAAGACUGGUCUGUUGUCUGCGGGUGUGCCGGGGGAACUUAAAGGUUUUAUUAAAGCGCAUAGUAUGUUUGGCAAAUUGGAGUGGGAGGAACUUGUGGAUCCUGCAAUUAAUUUGGCCAGUGAAGGCUUUCGUGUGACUCGAGAUUUGGCCGCGGCGAUAAAAAGAAAUCUGAAGCGCAUCAAAGAUCCAGACUUCCUAAAACUAUUAACAAAGGAAAAUGGAAGAGUGAAGAAAGAAGGCGAUACGAUCAUAAAUGAACCUUUAGCAAAAACACUUCGUAUAUUAAAAGAAAAUCCCGAGUCUUUUUACUCUGGAGAAUUAGCAGAACAAAUUGUUAAUGAUUUCCUGACAAAUAGAGGAAUUAUAACCUUGAAUGACUUAAAGAAUUAUGAGGUUGGAGUCUCAACAAAAGACGUAAUGAGAUUAGAUCUACCUGGGAAUUUGACCAUGUUAUCUUGUCCACUUCCUUCUGGAGGACCUGUGGUUAUGCAAAUUAUGAAUAUUUUACAGAACUUCAAAUUCACACCAGAGGAUAUAAAGGAUAAGAAAAGUAAAAUUUUGACUUAUCAUCGGAUCAUAGAAGCUAUGAAAUUUGCUUAUGCCAGACGACUUUCGUUCGGUGAUCCCGAUUUUAUAAAUCGAACUGAGCUGGAUAAAAUUUUUAAAGAUAUUUAUAAUGUUCAAUACAACAAAGAAUUGUACAACAAGAUUUGGGACAAUAAAACACACAAUGUGUCAUACUAUGGAAAUAACAUGUACGUUGAAGAUAAAGGCAGUACAAGUCAUCUAUCAGUGAUAGCUCCUAACGGCGACUCUGUUUCAAUCACUGGAUCAAUCAAUUAUCAUUUUGGUAGUAAAUUUCGAUCAAAGAAUACAGGUAUAAUAUACAAUAAUGAAAUGGACGACUUUUCCACUCCUGGAAAGAAAAAAGGAGUCCUCAAGCCAUCAGAAAAUAAUUUUAUCCAACCUGGAAAAAGACCGCUAUCAUCUAUGAGUCCAACUAUUUUCUUUGACAAGAAUACUGGUAACGUUAGGUUAUCGAUUGGAGCUGCUGGUGGAUCUAAAAUCAUAUCGUCAAUAGCUUGGGUCUCCAUUCAUCAUCUUUACCUGGGAGUUCCACUGCCAGAGGCUAUCAAUGGUUUUCGUCUUCAUCAUCAGCUGACGCCUAAUAAAAUUAUAAUCUACGAUAAAGAACCAAACCCAAUGACCGAAGAUGUACAGAGAGGCCUCAAACAACGAGGUCAUCAAAUAGGUACGACUACAGGAAAGUCAGUUGUACAAGCUGUUGCUUACGAAAGUAAAACAAAGCUGUUGUCUGCUGUUUCCGAUAUACGUAAAGGCGGAGAGUCAUGGGGGGUUUAGAUAUAGUGUAAUUUUUUCUAUCUUCAUUUGUAAUUUUUUUUUAAAACGAAACAUUCCCUCUUCAAGGGUGGGGAAUUUUGUCGUUCGAUCCUGGGGGGCUUAAAUAUAGUGUAAUUUUUUUUUAAAACGAAACAUUCCCUCUUCAAGGGUGGGGAAUUUUGCCGUUCGAUCGUGGGGGUUUAAAUAUAGUGUAAUUUUUUCUAUCGUCAUUUGUAAUUUUUUUUUAAAACGAAACAUUACCUCUUCAAGGGUGGGGAAUUUUGUCGUUCGAUUCUUUCCAUUUUUGAUGAUUGCGAAAAUUCUAAAACCUUAUUCCUAAAAAACUAGCAUUUAAAUGACAUUUUAAACUAGCAUUUUAAAAUGCUUAGUUGUGUGAUUACAAAUGUUUGAUCGACUUUCAUUGCCCGUUUUGUAUAUACUUGUGAUGUUGAGCUUAUAGGCCGUUCAUAUAAGCUCAACACGGAGGGCUAGCCCUACCAAGCGACAUCUCGCGUGUUAUUAAAAUUCCAAAUGAAAUUGUUUUUCGUUUACAUGAAAGGAGGACCAGCUCUGCCAGCCGCGAGAUCUUUCUUAGUAGAGACGGAAAUUUUCCAUAUAAACGUAACAGGCUGGGCUAACCCUCCUUGUAGAGCUGAAAAAUUAACGAAUUUUCAUGUAAAUAGCCCCUUUAUACGAUUACCGUCCUGUUACCCUUGCUUGUAACUAUUAUGUACAUAAAAGUAGCUUGCUAAAACUUACGUUAAGUGUUAUUAAAAUUUUUGUAUCCUUGGAAA